Messenger RNA from Frankliniella occidentalis (western flower thrips), 2439 nucleotides. RefSeq lists its product as uncharacterized. The record is from RefSeq and is a predicted model, not a curated record. The transcript is spliced from 2 exons. Lineage: Eukaryota; Metazoa; Arthropoda; Insecta; Thysanoptera; Thripidae. The coding region runs from base 125 to 2236 and encodes 703 amino acids.
AAAGAACACAUCCCUGGCACAGUUUCCAAGUCCUUCUUUCAGCCUGCUCCUGAUCGGUCCAAAUCACCAAUUCAUGAUCUAACCCACUCUGAUGAAGAGGACGGUGGUGUGCAGAAAGUAGUUAAUGCAGGAACUAGUAGACUUCCUGAAGGCAAAUAAGUUGCCUCUCAAGAUAUCAAUAUCAGAAGACGGCACACGUAUGCAAGAGAAAUUCUGCUAUGAUGCAACAUCAAACCAAAUCAUUGGCCCCGUGCUGCCUCUUACUAAUAAUGGUACACCAAUCUCAGGAAGCCAUCCAGCAUCAUCAGCUGCCAUGAUUGCAUCCCAUAUGAAAAAUGGAAGAGUAGCAUCAACGGGAUAUGCAAUCAUGGCACAACCCUUACAAAAUAAAGCUCCAGCUUUCUGCCUUUCUUUAUUUGGCACAGACAACAAGUUUUCACAUACGGAUGUUCACAAAAGGUGGUAUUUUAUCAAAAAAGAGUUGGCUAAAUUUGGUGUUGAAGUGGUUAAUUUUGCUUCUGACGGAGACCCAAAACUUUUAAAGGCUAUGCAUUCUCAUAUGUUUGGGCAGUCUGGUGUUGAUAAUAAGAACACAGUCUAUUUUAAAGAAGAAUGGAAAUCAUGGUUUUUUGCAAGUUCAGAUCUCAACUUCUAUGUCAUGCAAGAUUUUAUUCAUACUGCUAACAAAUUUCGAACGCGCCUAAAUCCCUCAACAAUACUUCCCAUUGGUAAUUAUUUGGCAUCACAAACCCAUCUCAAUAUUUUAAUUAAAAAUUUCCCUAAAGAAGAGCAUGGCCUUACAGAAGAUUUGGGAAAAGAUAAGAUGAAUUUUGAUGCGUCUGUCAAAAUCUCCAGUGAAAGGGUCACAAAUUUAUUGGAAGACAAUGUUCCUGGUAGUGAUGGCACGAUUGCCUACCUGACUUGUAUGAGAUUUCUCAUUAAGUCGUGUCUUGAUGAGUCUCUUUGUGCAGCUGAAAGAAUAUACCAAAUAUGGUACUGUUUAUUCUUCUUGAGAAUGUGGAAAAUUUAUCUAUUCUACCAUUCGUCAUACAACAUGAACAACUUUGUUACUUCUAAUCUGUAUGUGUGUGUUGAAAUUAUAGCACACACAAUGAUAAUGAUGAUUGUAAAAUUUAGAGAAGAAUCAACACCAGAAUAUUUUAUUGUGCAGCUGUUGGGGAGCCAGGCAUGUGAAUCGUACUUCAGACUUGCAAGAUCUAUGACAUCCACACAGUCAACCGUUAUAAAUUUCUGCAUGAAAGAAUUUCUCUCAAGAGUAAAACGAAUUGAUGUACUCUACCUUGUUUCAUGUAAAUUGGCAGAAAAGUUAGUCUUUCCAAGGGAGAAAAGGAAGAAAUUGUUAGGAAAUCUUACUGCUGAGAAACUUAGAUUAGAGUAUCUUCCAAAUGAUGAUGAGAUCUUUCAAAUAGUGCGAAAAGCAAGAUGUGAUGUUGCUGAAGUCAUGAAAAAGCUGGGAGUUAAAUGUUCAGCUGAUUCUUCUUUGGUUCAUAUUAAACAGUAUCUCUCUGCUAUGGAAUCCUUUGAAGAUGAUGACUCUAUUUGUGAAGAUUUUAAUUCAUCAUACACUACCGUUCUUGACGAAGAGGAUAUUAGCUUAGAUUUAUUGGCGGCUUUUCCUUCUCCUGGUGAUAUUGUAGGCCUUGAUCCGUUACAUAGUGAAGAAACUGUUUUGUCACCAACCAGCAUUUUUGUUAUGGUUCCUACUGUUUCUGGUGGUUUUAUCAAAAUGAGAAAGACAACCUUUUGUUGGCUGUUAUCUAAGAAUGGUUUAAAAUUAAGUAGUGAUAGAAUGCUGAGGGUGCGGCAAGGAAUUUGCUUUUCAUUGUCUACUUCAAAUACUCAAGUACAUGCCGCAACAAAACCAAAAAGGAAACCCAACAUUGAAGAAGGAGAAUGGUGCAUUUUCAAAAAGCAGAGAGUACACUGUAUUGGUCAAGUAAUCAGUUUUACAUAUUUAACUGGAUCUCGGUCAUACACUUUACCUAGUGCUCCCACUGACCCACCGAAGGACAAAGAAAAAGCAAGAGGAGUUGGGUGCAUGUGCUCUUGGUAUACACUAAACUCUGACAGAAGUCUUACCUACAAGCCAGUUAAAGUUCAGGGUUUUAUCAACAUUGACAAAUAUGUUGCACAUGUCCCAGCACCUACUACUAAUGUUGAAUCACAUCUGUGCUUAGAUUCAGAGGCGUUCUCUUAUUUUAAUAAACUCAAGUGAUUUAAGUUACCUUGUAUUGAGAGAUUUACCAAUAUAUACCAUAAAUGUAUUUUAGCUUUUAAUUGUUUGUUCCUGAAAGCUAGUCCUAACUGUUAAGUACUUUUUGUUGACUGGUCCAUUUCCACUUAUAUAAAAACAAAAUAUUUGUAAUUGUUUGUUUCGGAAAGCUAGUCUCUUCUAAUAAGUACUUUCUGUCGACUGGU